Molecule: messenger RNA, 960 nt
Organism: Schistosoma turkestanicum
Lineage: Eukaryota; Metazoa; Platyhelminthes; Trematoda; Strigeidida; Schistosomatidae
Source: the annotation of a GenBank genome assembly
AUGUGCAUAAGCUACAUAGUGGUGAAAUUUAUAAUUUCAUUCAAGGGACAAGAACCAUUUGGCUUAUCACCGAAUGAUAAUUUGUCGCACAGUGUAUUACUAUAUGUCAGUCAUUCGAAUCAAACAGUUAACUUCAAUCAAGCACGUUAUAUAUCAUCACAAAUGGGGAAGCAUGAAAACAAAAUUACACUCGGUUUUACUGAAAAAGAUCUUGAAAAACUAUAUCAAGCAAAACCUAUUCCAAGUCGUGUCAACUACACAAUCACCUAUCGAAUGGAUUCAACUAUUUAUUUUCCGUAUCUCAAUUAUGUCCCAUUAGAUGCUAGUCAUGGUCCAGAUACAAAAUAUAAACUUCCUUCUCGUAACUAUGCCACCGGUAAAUCUAAAAUGGCAGCAUGGUUUGUAAGCAACUGUAAAGCUUCAAGUCCGAGACAAAUUUAUGUCAAAGAAUUAUCUCGUUAUAUUGAGGUUGAUAUUUAUGGUGCUUGUGGCACUAUGAAUUGCCCUAGGAAAUCCGAAGCUGAAUGUUUUGCUCUACUCGAAAGUCAGUAUAAAUUCUACUUGAGUUUUGAAAACAGCUUAUGUCCUGAUUAUAUUACGGAAAAGUUUUUCAUCAACGCAUUGAGUCACAAUGUAAUUCCAGUUGUCAUGGGUGCAUCGAUCGAAGAAUACAAGCGUGUUGCUCCUUCUCAUUCGUUUAUUCAUGUGGAUCAGUUUCAAUCGCCAGCGGAACUUGCUAAUUAUUUGAAGUAUCUGGACAGAAAUGAAACCGCAUACAAUGAAUACUUCGCAUGGCGUGAUCAUGGAAUUAUAAAUGCUUGGACGCCAAAGCCCCAGUGCGUUAUAUGCUUAUUAGCCCACAUUGCUGAUAAACUGGAACCAUAUACAUUCCCGAAUGUUUCAAAAUGGUGGAAUGAUGCUUGUAUUGGCCGUAAAGUGCGCCGGCACCCGUUCAUUUAA